Messenger RNA from Acanthosepion pharaonis, 831 nucleotides. NCBI's taxonomy places the organism in Eukaryota, Metazoa, Mollusca, Cephalopoda, Sepiida, Sepiidae. The record is from the annotation of a GenBank genome assembly.
AUGCUGUCGGUAUUAAAUAACCCGUUUUAUCUAUCUAUCUAUCUAUCUAUCUAUCUCAGCCUGUUCAAUCUAUCUAUCUAUCUAUAUAUAUAUAUAUCUAUCUAUGUCAGUCUGUUCAUAUAUCUAUCUAUCUAUCUAUCUAUCUAUCAUUCUAUCUAUCUAUCUAUCUAUCUCACCUGUUCAUAUCUAUCUAUCUAUCUAUCAAUCUAUUUCGGUCUCGUCGUUGUCUGUGUACUUAUCAAUUAUUCAUAUCAGUCUGUUCAUAACUAUCUAUCUAAGCCUGUUCAUAUCUAUCUAUCUAUCUAUCUAUCUAUCUAUCUAUCUAUCUAUCUAUCUAUCUAUCUAUUUCGGUCUCGUCGUUGUCUGUGUAUUUAUCAGUUAUUCAUAUCAGUCUGUUCAUAUCUAUCUAUCUAUCUAUCUAUCUAUCAAUCUAUUUCGGUCUCGUCGUUGUUUGUGUAUUUAUCAGUUAUUCACAUCAGUCUGUUCAUAUCUAUCUAUCUAUCUAUCUAUCUAUCUAUCUAUCUAUUUCGGUCUCGUCGUUGUCUGUGUAUUUAUCAGUUAUUCAUAUCAGUCUGUUCAUAUCUAUCUAUCUAUCUAUCUAUCUGGCUUAUACGAUUGACAACGAUUCUAUCUAUCUAUCUAUCUAUCUAUCUAUCUAUCUAUCUAUCUAUCUAUGUCUCUUCGUUGUCUGUGUAUUUAUCAGUUAUUCAUAUCAGUCUGUUCAUAUCUAUCUAUCUAUCUAUCUAUCUAUCUAUCUAUCUAUCUAAGCCUGUUCAUAUCUAUCUAUCUAUCUAUCUAUCUAUCUAUCUAUCUAUCUAUCUAUCUAUCUAA